UGUUACAUUUGAUUCAUGGUCAUAAACGAUGGCUGCCAUGGCCGUAGCUUCUGAAAACUUGUUCUUACUUCUUUCUGUCCUUGUCAUCUUCACGUCUCUAGCCACCUCUCAACCAGAUUUUGUUCACUAUGUCUGUAAGGACAACAAUGGUAACUACACAGCUAACAGUACCUACAGUUCAAACCUCAAUACCCUCUUGUCCAACCUCUCUUCUAUCAUAGGAACUACCAAUGACUACCGUUUCUACAAUCUCUCCAAUGGACAAAACACAGACAAAGUUAACCUGAUUUGGAUGUGCAGAGGAGAUGUUACAAAAGAAGAUUGCCUUAGCUGUUUGAACGAUUCAAGAAUCCUUCUGCCAAAGGUUUGUCCAAACCAGAAGGAGGCAACAGGGUGGUAUGAUUACUGCAUGUUGCGCUACUCGAACCGGUCCAUAUUUGGGAUCAUGGACUCCAAUCGGUGGGAGAUACAUAACAAAAAGAAUGUAAAUGAUGCGAAUGAGUUCAACCAAGUUGCUGCAGACUUGAUGCAAAGCCUAAGAAGCAAAGCUGCUGCAAUUUCUGGUGAAUCUCUGAUCAAGUUUUCUGCAGGAGAAGCCAAAGUAGGGGCAGGAUUUCAAACCGUGUAUGCUCAUGUAAAGUGCACUAAUGAUUUGUCAGAGCUAGAAUGCAAUGAAUGCUUGACUGAAGGAAUCUCCCACAUCCCAACUUGCUGCAAUGGAAAGAUACGUGCAAGAAUUUUUACCCCCAGUUGUAAUCUUAGAUAUGACACACAGCUUUACUUUGAUUCUCUAAGCGUUCUGCCACCUCAACCAUCUCUUUCUCCUGCUCCAUCAUCCCCUACUGCCACUGCUACGCCCAAACAAGGUUUCUAA
Messenger RNA from Arachis ipaensis, 874 nucleotides. The record is from RefSeq and is a predicted model, not a curated record. NCBI's taxonomy places the organism in Eukaryota, Viridiplantae, Streptophyta, Magnoliopsida, Fabales, Fabaceae.